AUGUACGCGCUGUCUCGACACAUUCCACCGAGCUUCGGAAUGCUGCAAAGCGGUAAGACGUUGUGGGUACUGUCGCAAGGAGGAGCAUCAUUCGGUCAUAUGCCCACUACCAGAGUUGAGGGAUACACUGCAAAAGGAAUUCUCGAAUCUGCGAAAAGAACUGAAGGAGAUCGAGGACGUCUUCAACUCCCCAAUGUAACAUGCUGCGGAUCGAGACGGAUGUUCCAGCUCUUGUUCAAAUUCACAUGA
Molecule: messenger RNA, 249 nt
Organism: Necator americanus (New World hookworm)
Lineage: Eukaryota; Metazoa; Nematoda; Chromadorea; Rhabditida; Ancylostomatidae
Exons: 1
Coding region: 1-249 (82 amino acids)
Source: RefSeq, a predicted model, not a curated record